Messenger RNA from Caenorhabditis elegans, 852 nucleotides. RefSeq names its product Transmembrane protein 188 (gene nepr-1). NCBI's taxonomy places the organism in Eukaryota, Metazoa, Nematoda, Chromadorea, Rhabditida, Rhabditidae. Gene Ontology annotation, cellular component: cytoplasm; nuclear membrane; Nem1-Spo7 phosphatase complex. The record is from RefSeq and is marked reviewed.
AAAAUCGAGAGAAUACUGAUUGAGAAGUCGAAUUAAAGCCGAACGUUUUUCUGUCCGUAUUUAGUUACAUCACUAAACAGCACCAGAGAUGGCGAUUCAGGCCAGAAGAAUGCCCGAGGAUCCAUCGACGGCAUGCGAAGAUCUGAAAUUCUUUGAAAAACGGCUAACAGAAGUGAUCACAUAUAUGGGACCAACAUGUACUCGAUGGAGAAUCGCAAUCGUCAUCUUUGCGGUUCUUGUCGGCGUCAUCGGUUCGAAAUAUUUUGCCAAUGAGUUACAGAAAAUUGAAAUCUUCCAAAUUCCGAUGAUCGACAUGUUUCUCACCACUCAUCUCGAUUUUACUCUCUGCUUUUUCGUCGGUCUUCUCUUGUUUGCCGUGUUUGGUGUUCACAGGAGAAUUGUUGCACCCACGAUUGUUGCUCGCCGAUGUCGUGAUGCUCUGUCUCCAUUCAGUCUGAGUUGUGAUCAUAACGGGAAACUCAUUGUGAAGCCAGCAGUUCGUAAUUCUGCUCCAUAAUACUAUCGAGGUGUACACCCAAGAUUCUCUUUCAUUAAAAAAUAAUUGAUCUUGGUGAGGUUUUCCUCCCGUAGUUUGAUUAUUUUUGCCACCGUUUCCUACUUUUCUCUUGUUCCGACUUAUAUGUGUAAAAUAUGGUGAUUCAAAUUGUAUUUAUUUUUCCUAUUUCCCCGCCCAUUCAUGGAGUCGUGUUUUUUGUUUGAAUUUCGUGACUCGAAUAGCUCAAAAAAUUCAACUUUUCUUAGAAACAGCCGAAUUUACAACGGUGCUAUUGUAUUCAUUCAUGUUUCUGGAGAUCUAAGUAAUAUUGUUUUUUAUCAGUAAAUUUUUAUAAA